Anastrepha ludens (Mexican fruit fly) is the source of this 5020-nucleotide messenger RNA. It is a transcript of the gene Myo95E, whose product is annotated as unconventional myosin-Ib. Gene Ontology annotation, molecular function: actin filament binding; ATP binding; microfilament motor activity. Lineage: Eukaryota; Metazoa; Arthropoda; Insecta; Diptera; Tephritidae. The transcript has 21 exons. Gene Ontology annotation, biological process: actin filament organization; vesicle transport along actin filament. The record is from RefSeq and is a predicted model, not a curated record. The coding region runs from base 234 to 4190 and encodes 1318 amino acids. Gene Ontology annotation, cellular component: actin cytoskeleton; cytoplasm; vesicle.
AAUGUGAAAGAAUGUGAAAAUGCUUAAGUGUACUGUGAAAAAUUAUGCUUGUGAAAACUUGAAUAAAAAAUAAACAUUGCAGUAUCAAAAUGCACUCAUAAUUCAAAGUAAAGCAGCCUUAUUAUUUUAAUUUUGAAAGUGUUAUUCCAGUCACCGAGAAUGGAUAGCUUGUUAACUUGUGACCUGUAGGUUCAAUAAAAUUGUGAAUAGUAAAAAAAAGGUUAUUGCACAUAAUGGAGCAAGAGAUAGGAACAUGGGACUCCGUUCUGCUUGAAAAUCUUUCGGAGGACAGCUUUAUAAAUAACAUCCACCUUCGCUACAAACGUGACCACAUAUAUACAUACAUUGGAACAUCUGUUGUCGCGAUUAAUCCCUAUCAUCACAUAUCAGAACGAACGGCGGAUAUUAUUCGAAGUUAUGGCAGCAAAGGAAUCUUUCAGUUACCACCGCAUAUUUACGGUUUGGCUAAUUUGGCUUUUCAAUCACUUAAGGACCAAAGCGAAGAUCAGUGCAUUAUACUCACAGGUGAAAGUGGCGCUGGAAAAACGGAGUCAUUCAAAAUGAUUGUGAACUUUCUCACACAUAUUCAAGAUAAAACUACACCAGUACAACAGUUUAGGAAAGAGCCCUCAGGGAGCAAUGCUUACACCGGUUACGUUAACAUGCAUCGGCGUACAUCUAGCAAUUGUUCACCCGCAAAUAUUGCUUUAUCAAAAAAAUCUGACAGUGUCAUGACAAUAACAAACACUUCUCGGCGGCAGUCGCUUUCGCCCGGGCCAGGGCCACGACGUUGCAGCACGACAAAUGUAUCCGCACAACGCACUCGCGCUGAAAGUUCAGACCGCAGCCAAUCUCGGCGGAAUAUACGAGAGAAAAUUGUCGAUUUCGAUUUCUCCCAUCAUAAAAGUACUGAAAACAUUUCAUUUUUUGACGGUAAAGGAAAUUUUCAUGCUAUUGAUAAGCAUCCUUCAAAAUCUUGCUUCAAGCAUCAGCCAACACAAACGGGCCCUAUGGUCACUGCCACCCUUAUGAGUGCAAAUUUAGCCACUUCUAAGCGCCUGAAUAGCGUCCACCAUAGUGGACUUUCAUCCAGUGGAGGUUGUCGACAGUGUGGACAUAGCAAAUGUACACGCGCCUUAGCGCUGGAAAUAGACUCUCGAAAUUUGCCUUUUAAAAAUACCACCACACAAAGCUUUUUGGCGGGACCUUCUAGAGCCAUGCAUCGAGGUAGCUUCUGCAAUUUAUUACAUCAACACUCUAUGGAAAGCCAAACGGACCGUUCGACCUUGAUCGGUUCAACACAACGUAUAUCCCUCUAUGAGGCACACAAACAGAAUCAGUUGGCCACAACUUCUACUAUUAACCCAAGUAAUAUGGCGACUUGUGCACAAACUUCAUCAUCACUUUCACUCUCAGGAACAAUGAAUGUGCCAAACACAAGGUCACGUCGAAAGUCGCCUAGUCAAAGGCUGCGAGAAUGCGUCACCUGUGCCGAUGUUUUCCUUGAGGCUAUGGGAAACGCUGUGACUUUAAAGAACAGUAAUUCUAGUCGUUAUGGCAAACUGUUUGAUAUUGAAAUAGACUUCAAGGGCGAUCCGAUGGGCGUACAUAUAACACAUUACAUGUUGGAAAAGACUCGCAUUACCAAUACCAGUGUCGGGGAACGCAACUUUCAUAUUUUCUACCAGUUGCUGUUGGGAGCUGACUUACCGUUGUUAAAGUCCCUUAAGCUAUAUCGAAAUGUGGAAAAAUAUGAUAUUUUAAAAAACACAACUGCCAUUGAAGAAGAUCGCGAUAAUUUUCACUAUACAAAGAAAUCACUUGAGAUACUUGGUUUGUCGUGUGAUGAAAUUAUCGCCAUACUUCGUGUCAUUGCAAUCGUUUUAAAGUUAGGAAACUUCAUUUUUGUUCCGAUAACAAAUAUUGAUGGAACUGAAGGCUGUCAAAUAUCCAAUGUUUACGAAGUUCAAGAGACAGCGCACUUACUAAGUUUAGAAGCUCAAAUCUUAAUUAAUUGCCUUACUCGAGCUAAUUGCUCAAACAGCACUCUGGAAGAUGUGGGUUGCGAAUUAGACGCACGUCAAGCGGCCAAUACACGUAACACACUUUGUCGUACACUCUAUGGGAGGCUUUUUACUUGGUUGGUGAACAAGAUCAAUGAAACUCUAAAGUCUACACAGCGUGAGAAGAACUUAGCUUUACUAGAUUUUUACGGUUUCGAGUUGCUGGAAUACAACUCAUUCGAGCAGUUCGCAAUAAAUUACAGUGCCGAAAAGAUACACCAGAAUUUUGUUCAUAACGUGCUUAGGCUAGAGCAGGAAGGUUAUAUCCGUGAGGGACUUGAAUGGACGCGAGUGGACUUUUUUGACAAUGAGUCAAUUUGCGAACUAAUCGACAAGCCAAGUUACGGUAUUUUAAGCCUAAUUAAUGAACCACAUCUUAACAGCAACGAAGCGCUUUUGCUACGCAUUCAACAAUGUUGUGCGGGACAUCCGAAUUUCAUGACUGGCAGUCAAAAUUCAAUGUGUUUCAAAAUCCGCCAUUUUGCGAAUGUGGUGAGUUAUUCGAUACACCGAUUUCUGGAGAAAAAUUCCGACGUUCUGCCGAAGUUCGUUAGUGGAGCAUUGUACCAAAGUAAAUUGCCUCUAGUUCAAAGCCUGUUUCCAGAAGGCAAUCCACGGCGCCAAACAUCUCGCAAGCCAACCACCCUCAGUUCGAACGUUCGUACUCAACUGCAUACAUUAUUAGCCAUAAUCAAAAAUCGGCGUUCGCACUACGUAUUCUGUAUAAAACCGAAUGAGUGUAAACAGUCGCAUACGUUCGAUCUGGCUUUGGUGCAGCAUCAGGUGCGCUACAUGUCUUUAAUGCCAUUGGUACAUCUCUGUCGUACGGGGCAUUGCUUCCACUUGCCGCAUGCCAAAUUCUUCAACCGCUACAAAUUGUUAAAUAGCUCAACGUGGCCACAUUACCAUGGUGCUGGGAGUACUGACAGUGGCACUGGUUGCACUAUUGUGGAGGGUAUUGCGCUCAUCAUACGCAGCUUACCACUACCAGCGGCUGAAUUUACAAUCGGCACGAAAAACGUAUUUGUACGCAGCCCGCGCACCGAAUAUGAAUUGGAGCAAUUCCGAAGAGAGCGCAUCAAUGAAUUGGCCAUACUAAUACAAACUAUAUUUCGAAUGUACUUGGCACGAAAACGUUUUCUUCGAAUGCGGCAUAGCCAGAUUGUUAUAGCAAGCGCUUGGCGCACUUGGAGGGAAUGUCGCUUUAGCAUUCCUUUUAAAGGCCGAAAGCACCUAUGGAGUCUCUACCGCAGUGCGCGUAAGGAGUAUACCGUUAUGAAGUACAAGCGUCAAGUUAAUUGGGCUGUCGAUAUUAUAUCGAGGUAUUACCGCCAUUGGAAAGUUCGCCAAUAUUUGCUUACCAUACCAAUGCGAUUGCCGCCGAACACUUUAAGUCCGCUUUCGACAGACUGGCCGACGUCGCCCAAGUUUCUUGCCGAAACAUCUCGGUUGCUUCGAGUUAUCUACCAUCGCUGGAAAUGUUAUAUUUACCGCAGCUCUUUCGAUCAGACUUCACGUAAUCGAAUGCGCGAAAAAGUUACUGCCAGUAUUAUCUUUAAGGACCGGAAAGCAUCAUACUCGCGUAGCGUGGGUCAUCCGUUCGUGGGAGAUUAUGUGCGAUUACGGCAUAACCAGCAAUGGAAAAAAAUGUGCGUGGAAACCAAUGACCAAUAUGUAGUUUUUGCGGAUAUAAUUAAUAAAAUUACGCGCUCCAGUGGGAAGUUCGUGCCAAUAUUGCUGGUAUUAUCAACAUCAUCGCUACUUUUGCUGGACCAGCGCACAUUGCAGAUCAAAUACCGGGUGCCAGCAGCGGAGAUUUAUCGUAUGUCUCUCAGUCCAUAUCUGGACGAUGUCGCAGUAUUUCACGUCAAAGCGUCUGAAUUUGGGCGGAAAAAAGGAGAUUUCGUGUUUCAAACAGGACAUGUCAUCGAAAUUGUAACCAAGAUGUUUCUUGUCAUUCAAAAUGCCACAGGGAAACCACCAGAAAUACACAUUAGUACCGAAUUUGAAGCUAAUUUUGGCCAACAGACAAUUAUAUUCUCAUUUAAAUACAGUGGAAUGUCCGAUCUGGCCCAAUCCCAACCAAAAGUAACACGCAAAGCGAAUCGUAUGGAGAUUACUGUGUAAUCAUGUAUUAGAUUAGCUUAAGUGAAUGUUGUCGAAGUUUCAAAAGUGUUUUGAAACUGGGGUAAAAUAGAUUACCGAAGUGUUUCAACACAAUGUUAUAUUAUAGACUCUUCUUAAAUCGCUGACAAUCAGCUAAAACAAAAACAAAAGGAAAAACUGUUAUAAAUUAAAGUAGUCGUUUUAAAUUGAGUAUUUUAGAUGAAAGAGUUCACCAAAGAUUUAUUUUCUGCGAAAUUAUUAAAGAAAGCUACGUAAAAAGUAUACUCUUUGCAACAUGAUUUUUCUUGUUGAUGACGCUAAAUAAUAUAAUAUUUUUACAUAUUUGUGGAAAAGAGAAUUCGAUACUUUCGUGAAAGGAAAUACUUUUGGUAAUAUGAUUGAGUAAUUAAUAUAUGUAUGUGUGCUUGUGUAUAUUAAUUUCAAUAUUUUAUAGUUUAAAUUUCUCCCUUAUCUUGUUCUCGAAUUAAAUAUUGUAUUAUUAUAAUGGAAUAUGAGCGUAUUAAUUACCCUCGUUCUGGAAAACAAUUCGAUUUUGAAAUGGAUUUGGUGUAUAUAGUUCGACAUUGUAAACUUAAUCUUCUUUUUCAUUUUUUAUCUGCCUUAAAAAGCAUGAUUUUUUAUGAAAAGUUUUUAAUGGCUUAUAAACGGGCCUGCCGAUUACGUUUGGGAAGAAAACUAUGGUAGAUCGUCAUUCAAUUCAAUCUCGACAUGUUUAGUUAGGUGUUGUGUUGCCAUGAUAAUUUAACAUAUUAUGGUUAUUUGCAUUCAAUUGUUAACAGCCACGACAGUAUUGCACUCGGAGGAGUGGUGGUUUUACCUGCCGAUUUAAU